UCAGUACUUUUGGGAUUAGGGUGGUCUCUGUUUGCCUGCCACACGGUCCUGGGGAGCUUUUGUCUGGGGAACGGCAGCGGCUAGUUCUGUGUCGGUCAAAUUCAGUUAGAACAAAGAUAGAGUAGAUCGGGUGUGGUGGCUGGCGCACACCUCAAUCCCAGCAUUCGGGGGCUGAGGCAUGGGGAGCUCUGUGAGUUUGCGACUAGCCUGGUCUAUAUAGUGAAUUCCACGCCGGUCAGGGCUACAUUCUGAGACCCUAUCUCAUUUAAAAAAGGAAAAAAGAAAAAAGGAGACACCGAUUCUGUUUUUCUUGCGCUCUUCCUACAGUGCUGGGCCAGGAUCCCUUCCAACACAGUGUGCGGCCCAAAGUCAAGCUCUGCCUGUCACUGGGUUUGUGAGCUGAUGGACUUUAACUCAGCUUCUUGGUGAUCGUCUUGGUCAGCAGCUUCAGUCCACAAAGUUGAUUUCAUUUGUUCUCUUACAUAUGAGGAAACUGAGGCCCAGAGAGGUUAAGUGUAUUGGCCAAAGUCAAACAGCUAGUAAGUGAUGGAGCCAGGACUCAAACUCAGCUUAGGAGCGAUGUCCACCUUGUUCCCUUCACUCUUCCCUCGUGUGACUGAGACACUGUGGUUUAAUCUGGAUCGACCCUGUGUGGAGGAGACAGAGCUGCAGCAGCAGGAGCAGCAGCAUCAGGCCUGGCUCCAAAGCAUCGCAGAGAAAGACAACAACUUGGUACCUAUUGGCAAGCCUGCCUCAGAGCACUACGAUGAUGAGGAAGAAGAGGAUGAUGAAGAUGAUGAGGACAGUGAAGAGGAUUCAGAAGAUGACGAGGACAUGCAGGACAUGGAUGAGAUGAAUGACUAUAAUGAGUCACCUGAUGAUGGAGAGGUCAAUGAGGUGGACAUGGAAGGCAACGAACAGGAUCAGGACCAGUGGAUGAUCUAGGUAGACAAGCCAAGGUGGCCUCAGGGUGAUUCCAGGCCACCCCAACCUAUUUUGCAUCCACAGCCUCAGCCCCUCAGCCUGCAGAACCAGCUUGUGGCUUUCUCUUAGGCACUUUCUCAGCUGCUGCCAGGACAAGGUCUCCUUGGGCCCUUCCAGGCCAUCAGUCUUCCCUUGAAUCCCUAGAGCCUGAGCCCAUCCUACCUUCCUGGCUGGUACCUCAUUCCUUGGUUGCCAGGUGUGGUUCCUUUCUAACCUUCUUAAUAAAGACACAGGAGUGACUCUUC
Messenger RNA from Meriones unguiculatus (Mongolian gerbil), 1229 nucleotides. RefSeq names its product anaphase promoting complex subunit 15 (gene Anapc15). Gene Ontology annotation, cellular component: anaphase-promoting complex. Lineage: Eukaryota; Metazoa; Chordata; Mammalia; Rodentia; Muridae. The record is from RefSeq and is a predicted model, not a curated record. The coding region runs from base 547 to 945 and encodes 132 amino acids. The transcript is spliced from 6 exons. Gene Ontology annotation, biological process: regulation of mitotic cell cycle spindle assembly checkpoint.